This is a messenger RNA of Malania oleifera, 996 nucleotides long. Its product is annotated as co-chaperone protein p23-1-like. Gene Ontology annotation, molecular function: protein-folding chaperone binding; Hsp90 protein binding. Gene Ontology annotation, biological process: chaperone-mediated protein complex assembly; protein folding. The coding region runs from base 278 to 793 and encodes 171 amino acids. NCBI's taxonomy places the organism in Eukaryota, Viridiplantae, Streptophyta, Magnoliopsida, Santalales, Ximeniaceae. The record is from RefSeq and is a predicted model, not a curated record. The transcript has 6 exons. Gene Ontology annotation, cellular component: nucleus; cytosol.
GGAGGGAGUAGGCGCGUCUAUGGCUAUGUGCUCUCGGAGUUUCCAAAGCGUUAUUAACGAAAGAAAGAUACUUUGCUGUUUCUGGAAGGUUCCAGGUGUUUCAGGUUUUUUCAACAACAGUAGCUAAACCAUUCUCUUCAAACCCAUCAGCACAAGCUGCUUCUCGUUCUUCAUUUUCCAUCAGCAGAUUUCCCCUCUCUCUCUCUCUCUCUCUCUCUCUCUCUCUCUCUCUGUAGCCUUCUUCCUCGUUUUGUGAAUUUUGUAUUCUGGCAGGAAAAUGAGUCGGCACCCUAGUGUGAAGUGGGCACAGAGAUCUGACAGGGUGUAUCUCACCAUUGAUUUGCCCGAUGCCAAGGAUGUAAAGCUCAAGCUUGAACCAGAAGGGAGGUUUAUUUUCUCUGGCACGAGAGAUGGUUUCCUGUAUGAGGUUGACAUUGAAUUGUUUGAUAAAAUCAAUGUCCAGGAGAGCAAGUAUAACGUUGGCGUGAGAAACAUUGUCUAUGUUAUAAAGAAAGCAGAGAAUAAUUGGUGGAGUAGGCUAAUAAAACAGGAAGGAAAGCCUCCUGUCUUUCUCAAAGUCGACUGGGAUAAAUGGGUGGAUGAAGAGGAUGAAAAUGAGAAAGCUGGCAUGGACUUUGAUGACAUGGAUUUCUCAAAGUUGGGCAUGGGUGGGGAUGAUUUUGAUAUGGAUGAAUCCAAAGAAGAUGAAGACUGGACCGAAGCAGAAGAGAAAGAAAGCAAAGAAGCAGCAGCAGAACCGAAUGCAGAGGUGGCUGAGGCGGCUAAGGCUUGACUGCCUUGGGAAGAUACGAGUGCAAGGUUUUACCUUCUUAUGUGUGGUAUCGGUUGCACCACCUAUGUUGCCAUGUUAGAAGUUUGUGGUUAGGACGUUUUGGUAGUCUUGAGUUGGAUUGCUAUCACACUUGUUCCCUCUGGAAUGUGAACUUUGUAAAAAUUAACCCUUGGUCAGAUGAGCACAUGAAAUAUUUUCCAAAA